UCCCCGGCUGCGCUGCCGCACAGAUUAGCUCAGUGAAGGAAGCUGGUGAAGAAGCUGGACCCGGGGCCAAAGGCGCUCAUAAGAAAUGUCAUUGCUGUGUGUUGGAGUGAAGAAAGCCAAGCUUGAUGGACCCCAAGAGAAAUUUAACACAUACGUGACCCUGAAGGUGCAGAAUGUUAAGAGCACCACCAUCGCUGUGCGCGGCAGUCAGCCGUGCUGGGAGCAGGACUUCAUGUUUGAAAUAAACCGCCUGGAUCUGGGCCUCACAGUUGAGGUGUGGAAUAAAGGGCUGAUCUGGGACACCAUGGUGGGCACCGUAUGGAUCCCCCUGCACAGCAUACGGCAGUCCAAUGAGGAGGGCCCAGGUCAGUGGCUGACGCUGGACUCCAACGUGAUCAUGGCUGAGAAUGAGAUCUGUGGAACCAAAGACCCGACCUUUCACAGGCUGCUGCUCGACAUCCGCUUUGAGCUGCCACUCGACAUUCCGGAGGAGGAGGCCAGAUACUGGGCCAAGAAACUUGAACAACUCAACGCCAUGAGAGAUCAAGAUUAUGCCUAUCAGGAGGAGCAGGAGCGGCCACUGCACGCACCGACCACACAGUGCUACGAGGACCCCGACAGCGCCGUGGACGACAGGGACAGCGACUACCGCAGCGAGACCAGUAACAGCAUCCCGCCUCCGUUCUACACGACCUCUCAGCCCAACGCGUCCAUGCACCAGUAUCCCAUGAGGAACCCGCAGUUAAGACACUCCUACAAUGACGAUAUCCACGAGUUGGACUAUGACCACCGAGCCAUGAGUCCCACGGACAGUCGUUACGCCUCAUCGGGCGAGUUGAGUCGAGGCAGCUCGCAGCUCAGCGAGGGGUUUGUUCCCGAGGACGGCGGGAGCUUGCGAGGUUCGGAGUUCUACGAUGAAAACGACUCCUACCACUCCUGCCACUCUUCAGUCAGCGGCGGCAAAGAGGAUUCCCCGGGCUGGGAGGGUGAAGAUCCCCAGGCCAUCUACAGCGACGAUGGAGCCUACCUCAAAGACGGAGGGGAGGAGGGGGCAUUGUAUGAUGAAGAUGAGGGAGACAUGUACGGGGAGGAAGGAGAGUACACCUACGAAGAUGAGGAGGAGAUGCCUUAUGAAGAGGAUGAAGAUAUGUAUCAGCUUGACGGCACACUCAGUGAAUCCCAGGAACCGCCCUACACCCCCACACCCACAAGCACUGACCCCACUCUGAUGCCGCCCUCUGAUGGUCAGUCCUCCACCCGGCCGCCGCUGGAGAAGCAGGCGUCGUUGCGACAGCAGCAGCAGCCGGCCCACGAUCAGAUCCAGCCUCCGAUCACAGCUCCUGGUCUACCUCCGGCCUCACAGGACGACAUGUUGCCACCUUUCACUUCAGACUCCACUAAAACUCCCUUUGCAUUCCCACAGCCAGAUAUGUCCACCACCACAUCCACACCCACUCCUGCAACCACUAUACAGGUUCCAGUCCCAGACUCCAAACCCCUGGAACCCGAACACAAACCUGAGUUAGCGCUGGAGGAACCGAAACCUUUCGAGCAGCUUCCAGCAGCUGAAGGCGUCUCUCCAGCUCCUGUGGAGAAAACAGAGGAGCCUCCUGUUCCAAGUUUCCCAAGGAGAGAAAUCAUGGAGCCUGGUACUGCCAGAGCCAAAGCCAACUGGCUUCGACUUUGCAGCAAAGUGCGAUUACAGCUGCAAGAGUUGUUUGCCAUCCUCGUAGCGAUUUGCAUGUUGUCCAUUCUGAUUACCCAUGGCUGGAGCCGACUCGCAGGUGGGUGUGGCCCAGAGAUGGGCGGCGCUCUGUACAGCAUCGACAGCAUGCCAGACCUCAGGAAGAGGAAAGCUAUGCCUCUGGUCAGAGAUCUGUCUUUGGUUCAGAACUCCAGGAAAGCAGGUAUCACCUCGGCCCUGACGUCCAGCACCCUCCAUAAUGAAGAACUGAAGAGUCAUGUCUAUAAGAAGACUCUUCAGGCCCUCAUAUAUCCCAUCUCCUGCACCACCCCACAUAAUUUUGAGGUGUGGACCGCCACCACUCCGACUUACUGCUACGAGUGCGAGGGGCUGCUGUGGGGUAUCGCUCGCCAGGGCAUGCGCUGUACCGAGUGUGGAGUCAAGUGUCACGAAAAGUGCCAAGAUCUACUCAACGCUGACUGUCUGCAAAGGGCGGCGGAGAAGAGCUCAAAACACGGUGCGGAGGACCGAACCCAGAACAUCAUCAUGGUCCUGAAGGACCGCAUGAAGAUCCGUGAGAGGAACAAACCAGAGAUCUUUGAACUCAUUCAGGAAGUGUUCACCAUCCUCAAGGCCACCCACGUCACCCAGAUGAAGCAGAUCAAACAGAGCGUGCUUGAUGGCACCUCCAAAUGGUCGGCCAAGAUCUGCAUCACAGUGUUGUGUGCUCAGGGUCUUCAAGCCAAGGAUAAAACUGGCUCCAGUGAUCCUUAUGUCACUGUCCAGGUGGGAAAGACCAAAAAGAGGACCAAGACCAUCUACGGAAACCUCAACCCCGUCUGGGAGGAGACAUUUAAUUUCGAGUGUCACAACUCCUCAGAUCGGAUCAAGGUGCGCGUCUGGGAUGAGGACGACGACAUCAAGUCCCGUGUGAAGCAGAAGUUCAAGCGAGAGUCUGAUGACUUCCUCGGUCAAACCAUCAUCGAGGUCCGAACCCUGAGCGGAGAGAUGGAUGUUUGGUACAAUCUCGAUAAGCGUACAGACAAAUCCGCUGUAUCUGGAGCCAUCCGCAUGCACAUUAAUGUAGAAAUCAAAGGAGAGGAGACGGUCGCCCCCUAUCACGUUCAGUACACCUGUUUACAUGAAAACCUCUUCCACUAUAUGACAGACCUGCAGAACAACGGCGUGGUGAAGAUCCCUGAUGCCAAAGGGGAUGAUGCAUGGAAAGUUUACUUCGAGGAGACGCCCCAGGAGAUCGUAGACGAGUUCGCCAUGCGCUACGGAGUGGAGUCCAUCUACCAGGCCAUGACCCACUUUGCCUGUCUGUCGUCCAAGUACAUGUGCCCAGGUGUGCCUGCAGUAAUGAGCACACUGCUGGCUAACAUCAAUGCCUACUAUGCCCACACCACCCAGGCAACUAACAACGUCUCUGCCUCUGACCGCUUUGCUGCUUCUAACUUCGGGAAAGAGCGAUUUGUCAAGCUUCUAGAUCAGCUGCACAACUCUCUGAGGAUCGACCUGUCCAUGUACAGAAAUAACUUCCCAGCCAGCAGUCCUGAGAGGCUGCAGGAUCUCAAGUCCACAGUGGACCUCCUCACCAGUAUCACCUUCUUCAGAAUGAAGGUCCAAGAACUCCAGUCUCCGCCCAGAGCCAGUCAGGUAGUCAAGGACUGUGUCAAAGCUUGUCUCAACUCCACCUACGAGUACAUCUUUAACAACUGUCAUGAGCUCUACAGCCGCGAGUAUCAGACAGACCCGGCGAAGCAGGGCCCCGUGCCUCCAGAGGAGCAGGGACCGAGCAUCAAGAACCUGGAUUUCUGGUCCAAGCUCAUCACACUUAUUGUUUCCAUUAUCGAGGAGGACAAGAACUCCUACACCCCCUGCCUGAACCAAUUUCCCCAGGAGCUCAACGUGGGUAAAAUCAGUGCAGAAGUGAUGUGGAACCUGUUUGCUCAGGAUAUGAAAUAUGCAAUGGAGGAGCAUGAAAAAAAUCGCCUGUGCAAGAGCGCAGAUUACAUGAACCUGCACUUCAAGGUCAAGUGGCUGUACAACGAGUACUGCAAAGACCUGCCCUUCUUCAAGAGCAGAGUGCCCGAGUAUCCUGCGUGGUUUGAGCCAUUUGUCAUCCAGUGGCUGGAUGAAAAUGAGGAAGUGUCUCGAGACUUUCUGCACGGUGCUCUGGAACGAGACAAAAAAGAUGGGUUCCAGGUUACAUCAGAACACGCUCUGUUCUCCUGCUCUGUGGUGGAUGUGUUUUCUCAGCUCAACCAGAGCUUUGAGAUCAUCAGGAAGCUGGAGUGUCCAGAUCCACAGAUUGUUGGACACUACAUGAAGAGAUUUGCCAAGACAAUCAGCAAUGUCCUACUGUCCUAUGCUGACAUAAUCUCCAAGUGUUUUGCCAACUAUGUCACCAUGGAGAAAGUGCCCUGCAUCCUGAUCAACAACAUCCAACAGCUGAGAGUUCAACUGGAGAAAAUGUUUGAAGCGAUGGGUGGAAAAGACUUGUGUGUGGAGGCCAGCGAUAUCCUGAAGGACCUGCAGGUUAAGCUCAACAAUGUUAUGGAUGAUCUCAGCAGGGUCUUUUCUGUCAGUUUCCAGCCUCAUAUUGAGGAGAACGUGAAGCAGAUGGGAGACAUCUUGGCCCAGGUGAAGGGCACUUCAAACGUAGGGAACGCCAGCAGCGUGGCGCAGGAUGCUGACAACGUCCUGCAGCCCAUCAUGGAGUUCCUGGACAGCAACCUGACUUUGUUUGCUAAGAUCUGUGAGAAGACUGUGCUGAAGCGUGUGUUGAAGGAGCUGUGGAAGCUGGUGAUGAACACCAUGGAGAAGACCAUCGUCCUGCCGCCCCUCACAGACCAAACGGGCACUCAGCUCAUCUUUAACGCUGCCAAGGAGCUGGGACAGCUGUCCAAGCUGAAGGAGCACAUGGUUCGUGAGGAGGCCAAGGCGCUCUCACCCAAGCAGUGUGCGGUGAUAGAGCUGGCCCUCGACACCAUUAAGCAAUACUUCCAUGCUGGUGGUGUGGGUCUGAAGAAGACUUUCCUGGAAAAGAGUCCUGACCUCCUGUCUCUGCACUACGCCCUGUCCCUCUACACUCAGGCCACAGACAAACUUAUUAGGACCUUUGUCUCUUCACAGAACGCACAAGGCUCUGGGGUGGACGAUGCUGUGGGAGAGGUGUCCAUCCACGUGGAGAUCUUCACUCACCCCAACACUGGAGAGCACAAGGUCACAGUGAAAGUCGUGGCUGCCAAUGACCUGAGGUGGCAGACGCAGGGAAUUUUCCGGCCCUUCGUGGAGGUCUACAUCAUCGGCCCCCACCUCAGCGACAAGAAGAGGAAGUACGCCACAAAGUCGAAGAACAACAGCUGGGCUCCCAAGUACAACGAAACCUUCCCAUUCACCCUGAGCAGUGAGGUGGGUCCCGAGUGCUACGAGCUGCAGGUGUGUGUGAAGGACUACUGCUUCGCCCGAGAGGACCGCACCGUGGGAAUGGCCGUCAUGCAGCUGAAAGACAUGGCCUCCAAGGGCAGCGUCGCCUGCUGGCUGCCGCUGGGUAAACGCAUCCACAUGGACGAGACGGGCCUCACCGUGCUGCGCAUCCUCUCCCAGCGCAACAACGACGACGUGGCCAAGGAGUUCGUCAAGCUCAAGUCCGACCAGCGCUCUCCAGAGGAGGGCCGCAGCUAAGACACAGAAAAAGAAUAAAAAAACAAAAGACUGUUUGGAACCUGAAUCAGAUGUUGCUACCUACUGCCCUGGAGCUCUCUCGCGAGCCACUGCUAGCCACUGCCCUGAUGAUCCAGUGUUGUAAAAGCACAGAUAAGACAGUCACCACACACCCAGUGCUGUAAAUACAUUCAUUUCAGUGGGAAACACGUAGUGCAGAGCAAAGCAUCACUUUCAUUUUCUUCAAACACAAAAAAAAAAGCCCCAGUGUCUUCAUUGUCACAGAUAUCAACCGUCCUUAUGAAAAACAGCACAUACACUUUAAUCCUAGAGCAUAUAUAUACUUUCUAUCGAUAUAGGUGAGUCAUGCUGUUCCAUAACCAAUGGCAUGGCCACCCGCCCACACAUGCCCACAUCCUGUUCCUCUCCUCCCUCCCCGGCCUGCGCCCGCUCAGAGAAGGGAGAAGUGCCAAGAGAUAAACACUGAAACAUCCCGAGACCAGCCCUAAGCACAAUGGGACCAACUGACCCAUUAACAACAACGACAAUGGCUGCACUGCCUCAAACAUUCCAGAUAUCAUGGAGGGGAACAAAGCACUAUUUAUUUUUAUUUACAGCUUUCUUCCGAGUUAUAUUUGUAUUUGAAUAUCACUAUAAAUAUAGAAUAAUAUAUGAAGGACGUAAUGUAUAGUAGUUAUAAGGGGAUUAUUCAAUGGACGUGUGCCACUUGAGAAAUAGUCCUCGUCUGUCUUUCUGUCCAUCGACCCUCUAACAGAGCACACUGCCUGACACCCUCAAUGCCUUCUGUCCCGUUGACCCUCGUACAUAUGGUUUGUGCGUCAUCAAUACAGCGACUGUAUAGAGAGACGAAUCUGAUGAAAACACAUCUGCCGGCACUGUGAUUCAUCAGAGUGUGCGUGUGUGUGUGUGUGUGUAUGUGUGUGUGUGUGUGUGUGUGUGUGUGUUUGUGUGAACGUGUGAUCUGCGUUUGUAAUAUGUUCUAAUGUCGACCUCAUGUGUUGCCUGUUACCUGCAGAUGUUAUCACAAAGCCAUCACAAAUAAAGCGUGUCACACAGAGGAGGGGUUUCGUCACGUUCUGGCUGGAUUUUGAAGAGAUUAUUUGACUUUAGGGGUUAUACAACUUGUGUCUUCUGAUGGUUAUUCCAUCUUCUUUCUGUUACUAUAAACAUUCCACAACCAGACGGCCCAAACUGGGUGUGUGAAGGAUGGAGAACUCUACCAAAUCAAAAUCAGCACGUAAGCAGAUGAUAAAAAACAAGCUCCCUGAGACCUUAUUUUUGGAAAAGCAACCUCCCGUGGGUUAGAAAACAGCAGCACCGGCGCCCCAGGGAGAGCACAAACCGUUAAUGAUCCCACUACCCAUCAUUCCCUAAUGAUUCCGCCCCAGGUGCUGUAACCCUAUUCCCUGAUAAGGAGAAGUCCGACCUCUGCUAAAGGGCUGUAGAUCCACACCACACCCGGGUCUGGUACCUGCACUUAAAGAGGGCCUACAGUUCAGUCUGUGGCUCCAAUCAGUGGAGAGAGAAGCAUGGAGAUUUUAGAAGCACAAGGUCGUCGCCGCACCUAUUUCAACGUGUUUAUACUGAGCUUGUCCUUCAGUGAUUGUUUAUAAAUUUACAUCAGUGUCAUGUGGAAAUAAAUGUAGUGAAAUGGCCAUUGACUGUCCAGCAUGUCACUUCUAUUUUCAGUGAAUGCCCCAUGAACUGAUUUAUUUGCCUGUUUGAGGUUUACAUGCUUGUUGUGAUUUUAAAAACAGCAUCCGAAUGAGGAAAUGAUGAUCAGGGUCAACGAGUUAAAACCACAGGUCGUAUGUUCAGUUGUUCUCUUCCUGCCUCUUUGUUACAUCGCCCCUGACGAGGGCCUCUCCCACUUGACGAUAAAUGAAUCAUUUUAAAGACCCCCUUCUUUUUUGAACAAGGUGUAAGAACUGAACUCUAUGCAUUUGAAUCUAAAAUUAAAAUCUAUGUAGAUGAGUCAUUUAUGAAAAGCUCUUAUAAUGUUUACAUUGUGGAUUAUUAUUCAGAUUAUAUCAGCACAAGCGUUUGUCUGAUACGUUGUUAACGCCGUCUAUAUUGUAACAGGCCGGAUCUCGCGGGUGUAUUCGAGCUGAUCAGAGCUGAGACUUGUUUGUACAGCGUCUCAGUGCAGAUUAGAAUACUCUGGAACAGACAGAGAUUGAUGUUGGUGCUGGUGUUGCACAGUGUAAAUAGCUCAGAUGUACCGGACACACGACAGACUAUGUGAAGUAAAGUUUGCUGCUCUGUUGUAGACUUGAAUUUUACUCUGGGUGAAUGGGCAGUUGGGAAAUGAUGUGUGUGUGUGUGUGUGUGUGUGUGUGUGUGUGUGUGUGUGUGUGUGUGUGUGUGUGUGUGUGUGUGUGUGUGUGUGUGUGUGUGUGUGUGUGUGUGUGUGUGUGUGUGUCUGUGUGUGUGUGUGUCUGUGUGUGUGUGUGUGUGUGUGUGUGUGUGUGUGUGUGUGUGAGAGAGAAGGUGCCCAUUCAGGAAAUGUAGCUGUUAUUAAGAGUUAUAUUAAGACUGCGUACACACAGGAUAUGAUGAUGAAACAAUAUGUACGAAUCUGAUAAUGAGCUUGUAAAGCUGCUGCAAGAAGGAAGAAGUGAGGAACUGAAUCUAAAGAAUGUUGGUGUGUACAAGGUCUUUUCCUUGAAGGGAACAUCUGCACAUUCUUUUAAGAACUUUAGACAACAGGUAAACAACCGUCACAAAGCAGUAAUUGCCACGAAAAUAAAUCUUUAUUUAUUGCUGUUGACAAUGAUAUUUUAGAGGAGGAGGUUUGGGUGUAACCAGGCUGGCAUGAGACACAGAGAUGUUAAUGGAGUAUAAAUGUAAAAGCACAACAAAAAGCACAGACACAAAGUCGACAGACAUGCAUGAUCUGUUCUGUUCUGUGCAGCGGGGCCGCGGCCACACAGAAGGGCACCUGCGCCGCCAUGCCGGUUCCUGUACUUCCAGAAAUGGUGCAUGAUAGGAACAAUAAAAUAAAAAGGAAAAAAAUAUUAUUGUGCCAGCACGCAUUAAUUAUUUGAUGUUAAUUGCCAAUGGUUGUCUCCUUUAUUUUGUAAUAUUUCCUUCUUGUUUUCUAUUUUUCAAAUGGUUGUGAAUAUAUAAAUAUGUAUUACUGAUGAUGUGUAGUGGUACAAAGUACUCGCAUGGGAAUUUUUUUUAUACACAAGAUGUUUCUAAUUUUUUUUUAAUAUUCUGGUUGUUCUUAUUGGGGGUUGAUUGGGGCUGAUGUCCCACUGUGUUCCUGCUUCCAAUAAAAG
Molecule: messenger RNA, 8658 nt
Organism: Pleuronectes platessa (European plaice)
Lineage: Eukaryota; Metazoa; Chordata; Actinopteri; Pleuronectiformes; Pleuronectidae
Gene: unc13a
Product: unc-13 homolog A (C. elegans)
Exons: 39
Coding region: 86-5374 (1762 amino acids)
Biological process (GO): synaptic transmission, glutamatergic; dense core granule priming; presynaptic dense core vesicle exocytosis
Cellular component (GO): synaptic vesicle membrane; plasma membrane; neuromuscular junction
Molecular function (GO): calmodulin binding; syntaxin-1 binding; phospholipid binding
Source: RefSeq, a predicted model, not a curated record